Messenger RNA from Peronospora matthiolae, 516 nucleotides. NCBI's taxonomy places the organism in Eukaryota, Oomycota, Peronosporomycetes, Peronosporales, Peronosporaceae. The record is from the annotation of a GenBank genome assembly.
AUGCAGUCGGUAAGACUUGAUGCCGUGUCGGGCUUUGAACCUCGACACCCGCGAAAGCGAGAGCGUCGUCGUUACACCUGCGUCCUCGAGCAGUUGAUUGGCCUUCUUGUGGAGGAUGAAGUCGGUCAACGUGACUUUACUUUGAGUGUCGAGCACGAAAUGGAACAGCGCUUUCUCCACCUCGGCAUGUCUGCCCUUCUGCUGCCGUUUGGCUCUCGGAUUGAGGGUGACAGGAAUAUCCUCGCUCAGAAUCCUGCUGAUCAUGGACCGUGUAACACGGACUCCAAAUUCUCCCAGCGCCUAUCGACAGAGACCGGCUUGCGUGAGUCCAGGGUUUUCUCGCUGGUGUGUCUGUGGAGCUCUCUUCUGGACGAAGGAAAGGUGCGUUCGGGGCGCCAUUCGUACGUCGUGUUUGUCUGCAGAGGUGCUCGAAAAAUUGCGAAUUGUCCUUGCGUGGGGAGAAUGGGACGGGUGGCGGGCGUCACUACGUUCUUUUGUCCAAUAGCUGUGCGAUAG